GUGCUCCGAGCCCGACCCCAGGCGUCUUUGCCCGCCUGGCCCUUCCUAUUUCUGCCAAGAACGUUCUAACGACUCUUACGACCUCGACGUCCCAUUCCAUUCCAAGCCCUUCCCCAGGCAAACUCCGUUGCGCCCCGUCCGUGGCCAGCCCUUUGCGGCUCUUCUCUGCUAUCGCACACCUCUUUGUUGCCUGCGGGAUCACGCGCAUCCGCCGGCUCGUUAUUUUUCUUUUCGUCCCAGACGUGGUUCCGGAUUCAUAAAGGCUCCAGCCCACCAGCCCUCCUCGAUCACUUCCGCCGCCCGUUCCUGAAAACCCAGUCUGCGCAUUGUCCGCUCCCCAUUGGUUUCCAACGGUCCUCUGCAUGUACCACCACCACCGUCAGCCGCUCAUGGAUGUCGCCACUUCGUUCCUCAUGCAGUUCGCCCCGCCCCCGCAUUCCUCGCCUCCGCACCCGCAAGCCCUCCAUUACAACUACUUCGAUCGCGCGGCUGACCACUCCCGCCGCGUCCCGCUCCAGUCCUCCUUCGUCCGCUCGUCCGCGCCCCGCCAGAUGCAGCACUACGCGCCCCAGGCCAUGCCCUCGUCCUACCGCUCGACCUUCUCCAUGGACUCCUCCUCGUCCUCCGGCACCGGCUCCUACGGCCACGACGGCAGCCCGCUAGGCUCGCCGUACGAGAACGCGGACCUCCAGCCACCCGCAGUCAGUGGCGGCGGGCAGCCGUUCCCAGCGGACGCCUACCCGCACUCGUGGCCCCAGGUCGCGCAGCAGCCCCCGAGUCAGUACCAGGACUCCUACGCUGCCGGCUCGUACGAACUGCCGUCCUCCGAGACGUCGACGUCCGCGGCCGAUGGCAACAUGAUGCAGGGAGUGAAGACGGAGGACAGCCUCGAGUCGUACGGGAGCGCCGCCGGAGGGCUCUACAUCGCUUCGUACGCCGACCAGAUGCAGAGCGCCGCGUCCAUGCCCGACCACCAAGGCUCGCUCCCCACCUACGCCAUGAACCAGUAUUCCCCAGAGGUCGUCUCCCAGCAGUACGGCUACACCCCCGCCGACGCCCAGCCGCACCACCCGGGCGCCGAUGUGGCUAACAUGUCGUCGUACCUCCUCACCCAAGCGCACCUGCAGUACCCGGAGGAGGACACCCCGCGCUACGUGAACCCCACACAGGUCUCGCCCAUGUCGCCAUACGCACAGCUGCAGGAGCUGCCGCAGGACCAGAGCUGCGACCCGCGUUUCACGCUCGCGGGCGGCCUCCACACGGUGCACGGGGGCGCCAGCCCCUCCGCGUUCACCGACUUCGACGUGGACAGUGCCGCGAGCGGCUCGCCGUCGCUCGCCAGCGCCGCCACAUCCGCGCCCAUCCCGGUGCCGGCAGCGGCAGCGGCCGCCCAGCGCAAGCGCCAGCGCGCGGUGAGCUUCACGAGCAGCUCGUCCGACGAGGAGCUGCAGCCGUCGAGCGGCGAGAGCGAGCACGACGAGGACGACGAGGGCGAGGACGACGACUACGUGCAGCAGUCGCCGCGCGCGCGCCGGCGCGGGCUCUCCGCGUCCUCGACGUCCCCGUCGACGUCUACCGGCUCGUUCUCGAUGGCGCGCCGCCUCGCCGCGCCGGUGCCCGUGCCGAACCUCACGAAGAAGAGCCGCGGGCGGAGGGUGCCCACCGCGCAGCAGGUUGGGACGCAGGGCGGGCCGCAGAAGCGCAUGUACAUGUGCAAGGUCCCCGGAUGCGGGAAGUGCUUCGCCCGCGGGGAGCACCUCAAGCGCCACGUCCGGAGCAUCCACACGAACGAUAAGCCGCACAAGUGCCCGUACCCGGGGUGCGAGAAGGACUUCAGCCGGCACGACAACCUCGGGCAGCACAUGCGCGUGCACAAGGGCUAUACGAUGCCCAAGGCCGGCCCGCUCUGAUGAUGCGCGCGCGCGCACUGCGUUUUCCAUUUUUUUCUUACGUCCACCGUUCAACAUGGGGUCCACGGGUCCAGUCCAGUAUGGGUUAGACGGGGGCGGCCUGCGCGCUGCAGCGCGCCGCCCCCGCAGCGCCGGUGCUCCGGCGUGUCACGUCUCGCGAUGAAUUUCCUUCUUACGGCCUUUCAAGUCUUUCUCUGCCUCUUUGGCUCCUCUGCUUUUUCUCGCCUUACCCCUUCUCCCCCACCUACCCUGUGCAUCAUUCCACCCCCCACGCCUGCGUUUAUCCCUCGGUUUACACGAUCAUUAUUCCCAGUCGGUCUGCUCCGUGUCUCUCUGUCUGUCUAUAGCCCCAUGUACCAUGUUUAGCUGCCGGUGUAUCGCCGUGUAUCCCCCUCCGGACUCUGGAUGUAUCAUCUGCCUGCUCUGUAUCGUCUACCACCCCACCCCC
Molecule: messenger RNA, 2358 nt
Organism: Trametes versicolor FP-101664 SS1
Lineage: Eukaryota; Fungi; Basidiomycota; Agaricomycetes; Polyporales; Polyporaceae
Exons: 4
Coding region: 363-1910 (515 amino acids)
Biological process (GO): regulation of transcription by RNA polymerase II
Molecular function (GO): RNA polymerase II cis-regulatory region sequence-specific DNA binding; DNA-binding transcription factor activity, RNA polymerase II-specific
Source: RefSeq, a predicted model, not a curated record